GAGCAGGCUGCUGCUACUGUUGCAGUCUCUGGUACAUGGUACAUUAUGAUUGUCAACUGAUACACCUGCUGAAGGUCUCUCCCCUCUUGGAUGCCACACAUGGACACAGUCACAUUUGGACAGUAUGGGCUCCAGACUGAAACAAAACCCUGAGCGAACCUUCUACUGGUUCUUUGAAGCAACUUGCCCUGUAGCCAGAGACAAAGACCCUGGACUGCUGUUUCAGUUUCCAGAAGACUUCAAUGAUGAGGAGUCGUGUCAAACAUUGCCCAGGUUCUGCUUCCCGUAUGAUAUACAAAGAGUGAGAGAAGGGGUGGCCGUGCAGCACUUUACUUUUGUCCUUACUGACCUUGAGGGAUGCCAGCGCUUUGGCUUUUGUCGUCUCACCAACAGCACACACACCUGCCUUUGCAUUCUCAGCUAUCUUCCAUGGUUUGAAGUGUUUUACAAACUGCUCAACAACUUGGCUGACUAUCUCUCAAAAGGACAGACCAGUGAAAUGAAAGUGCUACUGGCGUCACUCUACAACCAGCCCAUUCCCCUGGCAGCUGGAUCUGUCACUCUGCAGAUGGGAGAGCAGGCUUUGGUCAGCACAGUGUCCCAUCCUGUUGGACACUCAGAGGGACAAAAGGGGGUUCCAUACUUCAUUGCUCCAGACCCCAGAAGUCUCCCUUCCAUACCCGAAAAUAGGAACUUGACCGAGUUGAUUGUGGCAGUAGACGUGGGGAACCUGCUUCAACUGUAUGCCAGUAUGCUGUUUGAGAGACGCAUCCUCAUCUUUGCCAGUAAACUCAGCACCCUGACAUCUUGUGUACAUGCACUCAGUGCUGUGCUCUACCCCAUGUACUGGCAACACAUCUUCAUACCUGUCCUGCCACCCCACUUACUGGACUACUGUUGUGCACCUAUGCCUUACCUAAUAGGGAUCCACACCAGUCUAUCUGAGAGGGUGAGGAAUAGUGGGUUGGAGGAAGUUGUUAUUCUGAAUGUGGAUACUAACACCCUGGAAACCCCUUUUGAUGACCAUAAGAAGAUACCUUCAGAUGUGAUGUCCGGAUUGAAGAUGUGCUUGAAGCGUCAAGCGGUGUCACCUGGGUGUGGUGUCUCUCAGGCCUUCCUGAAAGCUCAGGCUCUGCUCUUUGGAGGCUACAGGGAUGCACUGCAGGCUAAUGAGGAAGGUGAAAUAUACUUCUGCGAAAAGUUGUUUUUAGAUCACAAAUCUCCGAGUAUGAAGCAGUUCCUUCAGAGUGCUGUUCAUUUACAGUUCUUCAAACAGUUCAUUGAUGCUCGCCUGGAUAUUCUGAACAAAGCAAAUGAACCAGAUGACCUCUUUGAGGAGGAGAUUAUAAAGUGUGAAUCCGCAGCAGGAAGAAGUAAAUCUUAUCAGCAGUUAGUCGGUAAUUUGAAGGGGGGAGGUGCUCUCAUCCUCAACAUGAAGUCCAAAGCAAACAUGAAAGCCAAAGUUCUUGCCAGGUCAGGUUUGAAAAACCUGCUGAUACAUAAGGUUAACAAUCAAGAUAUCCUUCAGAGAGGUGGAUCGGUAUCACACCGCCGUGCCCAGUCUGACAGCCUGCAGAACCGCCUGCCAAUCACACAACAUUUUGGGAAGUCACGUCCUCGUCGGCCUGCUCAGAAAUCAAAGACUCCUAGAGAUAAGGACAUCAUAAAAGACAAUGAAGAAACAUGGGAUGGAGCUGUGUCAAGGACUGAGACUGACUCUGAGUACCAGAAGGAUGAAGAAGAAGAUGAGGAAGACUCACUGCUGUGUGAUGAAGAAGAAAUGGAUCUUCUUGGGGAGAUCUUUGACACACUGAGCACCCGUAGCUCCCACGACCGUGGCUUGCUGUACGGCACCCGCAGCCUGGAUUUGUUUGGGCCAGACAGCCAUGACUACAUCACAAAGCGUCCUCCAGCCAACCCCAGCCAGGAGAGCCUGUCUCUGUCCAUCAGUGGCAGUGGCAGCUUGCACAGCUGGAAUCUGGAAACAACAGAGGAGCUGUCAGACCUUACAGGGGACUCUGAUUGGCCAUGCCUGGACACCAGUGUACCAGAAGAGGAAGGGUUGAAUAAUCUGCAGUCAGAAAAUGAAACAAAUGAGCAAAAAAUUGGGCUGAGAGAAGACUGGGAAAAACAGGAAGAAGUGACAAGAACAAUAAAUGGGAACCAAGCAGAGGAAACUGAUGGCCAAAAUAACUUUAAGGAAGUAAAGUUAGAAGAAAAUAUAAAGAAAGAAGAUCAGGAGAAGAGUGUACGUUUAGGGGAGGACCGAGUGACUGAAAUGUCUGCUAAGAGAGAUGAAGGUUUAAAAGAAAAAACUGAAGAUGAGCAAAAUCAGACAGAGGAGGAAACUGCAGAAUCUGAGGUGGAAAGAGAAACACAUGAAAUUCCAAAAACAAGUGAAGCGGGAAAAGAGACCCAACUGGAGAAAAGUGAAGAGGUAAUAGGAUCUUUAAGUAAACUUUUAAACCCAAAUCCUCAUCAUCCUAACUCUGUGGAAGAGCAGCAAGAGCAAGGGAAGAUGGCCAUUCCAGAUACAGUCGCUUCUGGGCCUGGGAUUCCUGAACCUGCAGACCCUAACCCUACAACAGGUCAAGACAAAAAGAUUGACAUAGAAGCAAGAAAAGAGGAGCAAGAUGUAAAAAAGACCCCCUCUCCUCCUAAAGUGCUAUCUGCUGUGGCACGCUUUCAAUCUCAGGCACCCAGCCAAGGCUUCCAGGUGAAGUCCAGGGUUAAAGCCUUUGCUGAAUCUGGGAGGCCUUGCAAUGUGUUCAGAAGCAGGGAGAAUGCACACAUGCCCUGCAAUUCAGAUACAUCAGAAACAAACAAUCGCACAGAGGCACCUGAAGAGGAAGACCAGCCUCCAGUCAAGGUGUCAGAACUGAAGAAGAGAUUUGAAGCUUAAAAGAUGCUGGUUACAUUCUAGUUUUUGUUACUUAAAAUAAGAAAUCCGAUUAAAUGGAUACAUUUUAUUUCUGUUUCCCCUGCAUAUCCUUGACUCUUAGUCCCAAGCCCAUUUGCUUUUUUGAAAUAUAAAUUAUGAAAAAAGUCAGCAGUGUAGUUUUAUUUAAAAGCUGACCACUGUGAAUUACCGAAAUGUUAUGGAUGUUACCCAAAGUGAGGGUAAAUAUUGCACCUAGAGACAAGUUUCAGAUCAAUAUUUUGUGAGUUAGUAUUUAUGGCUAUAACAAGCUACAGUCUAUACCCACAAAGUAAUGAAGAAACAUGUUCCCAUUUCAAAGUCAUUUUGGAUUUUUUUUUUUUUUUUAAAUGGUGUUUCUUUACAGUAAGGAAAGCAGUAUCACCACACUCUUACAAACUAGCCGUUCUGCUGUUAUUUAAACAGAUUUUAUUGCUUGAAUAUUGUAUACAUGAUGAAAUGGUAAAUUACUUAGAAUUGAGGCAGCAUGGCUGAAAUAAAUCAGUUUUAGGCCAGCAAGAAACAUGAGUGUUUUACCCAUUACCUACUGAGUGGUCAAUUUGUCACUGAUAGAAAAACAUUUUAUUCAAAUGUAUGUGUGGAAAAGACAUGCUAUCCAUUAGAUUCUUUAACAAAAACUGACGCAUUCUGAGUAUUUACACUUUUCUAACUGUUCACUUAGAAUCUGAACUUGAAUAAACUUGAAUAAAAUGACUUUGAAAACUGCUCUUAAUGGUCUAAAAUGAUAGUGAAAAAGCACAAGUACUUGGUGUGCACAUUGCUGUUUAUUUACAUAACACCUUGUGAAACAUGCAUUUUGAUUUGUUGUAGAUGAGCUUUUCCUAAGUUGAUAUGAAAGUGCAUCACAG
Messenger RNA from Archocentrus centrarchus (flier cichlid), 3786 nucleotides. RefSeq names its product DENN domain containing 1C (gene dennd1c). Lineage: Eukaryota; Metazoa; Chordata; Actinopteri; Cichliformes; Cichlidae. The record is from RefSeq and is a predicted model, not a curated record. Gene Ontology annotation, biological process: endocytic recycling; endocytosis. The transcript has 23 exons. Bases 125 to 2902 code for a protein of 925 amino acids. Gene Ontology annotation, molecular function: phosphatidylinositol phosphate binding; guanyl-nucleotide exchange factor activity. Gene Ontology annotation, cellular component: cytosol; intracellular membrane-bounded organelle.